UUGGGCUCAAGAUUUUGUUGGGCUAACCCGUGAUCCUUGCGUGGAGUGGAGGCAAGCCGACAUGGCUGUGUGCCCACCAACCCCGCGCCUUGCACCAUGCCAACCACCUUUCGAGGUGAUUGACGAGCUGGAGUUGCCACCGCCAAUUGACGAGGAAGCUUCAGCUGUGUGCACUUUCAAGCCGCAGGCACCCAAAACUCCGAGGCUAAGUCCUUCGCCUAUGCCUUUUGACAUCAGCAUGCUGCCGGAGCUUUACCUGCCAGAUGCCUGCGACGCUGAGGCUGAUUGGACCCUGCCCUCCUACGGGCCUAUGAAGUCCGGGCCUAGCGGAGAGCUUCUGGGCAUGACCCGAAGUCGCGGCGGAUCAGGCGACAGCGGUAUGUUGCUGCCAAGCUCCGUGUGCUCCACCCGCUGUUCCUCCCCGGGCGGGCUGUCAGGUGCUGAUUCACCCUGGCUGCCGGCCUGCAUGGAGAAGCGCGACUCGAGGCCUGUGGCAUUCGAGCUGCUUGUAAGUGGAGGCGCAGCACUACCAGGGGAUUGGUUGGUAGGUGCAUGAGAACUUGCAGCGGCACUUUUGAUUGACGAGAGAUAGAGGAUCUCGCCCUACAGAGGCGUUUCGCGAGUCCACCUUUCCUGGCCUGCAUUUCGACAGGCCCUGGCGGAGGAUACUCUACCCUGCGGACGGCACCCCUGCUAGCAAUCUGAAAUGGUGGAACAGAAUUCGUGUAGAAAUGACCUAAAUGUCUAAAUGCCUUUAAUGCUGAGCCUGCUUUGCGCGAGCUGCGUACAGGACAAUGCCUGUUCCUGUGGGGUUGAGCAG
Messenger RNA from Effrenium voratum, 820 nucleotides. The record is from the annotation of a GenBank genome assembly. NCBI's taxonomy places the organism in Eukaryota, Dinophyceae, Suessiales, Symbiodiniaceae.